GGUUUCCGUUGUCAAGGACGCGGCGUUGGUUGUUGUCAAGAUGGCGGCUGCAGGGUUGCUGCCGCCCCAUCUGCUAUUGCCCGGCGAGGUCGCCGCUGCCUCAGCUGCCAUCGCCACUACAGGCACCAGUGCCGCUGCGCGGGAGCUAGGGCUGUCGAGGCCAACCCUUCCGCGCCCGUGACGCGGGGCCUGAGAGACGGAGUGUAGGGAGGGGCCGAGCAGGAGGAGGAGGAAGCCAGAGCUGCCAUGAGGGAGGUGCUGGGGGCGAGCAGAGAGGCGGCGCUGAAGUGAAGGAUGCUGGCGGGGAGGCCCGGAACCCGGAGCGCGGUCGGGGAACUGGGCACUGAAUCAUCGGACAACCUCGACAGAGCCCCCCUCGGCCCUCGGGAGAGCGGCGGGCAUCACCGACCUGGCGCUUACCUAGAUAUGAAAAUCCAUCUGGAGAAAAAUUUAGAAGAAGAGCGCCAGAUAUUACUGCAGCAACAAAAAAUAUGUCGAAAUCGAGCGCGUAAAUAUUUUGUGGAGUCAAAUCGGAGAAAAAAAGCUUUUGAGGAGAAACGAAAAGAACAGGAAGAAAAAGAACACCAAAUUAGAGAACAAAUACUUCAACAAAGAAAACAGAAGUUUGAAGAAGUUACUGAAAAAUUCCAGCGUGCCCAUGUUCCUCUUUCACAGCGGAGGAAAGCAGUUUCCCGAAAACCAGUUCCUCCAUUAGAAGAGGCCCUCAAACAAAUUCAGGAAUCCAACUUAAAAUCAGAAGUAAACCUUCCCUUUUCCCGUAGACCAACAAUAAACUGGAGAGCUAUAGAUUCUGCCUUGCCUUCCGCAUUAUCAAAAAAUGAUCACAAGCAUCAGAAACAACUCUUAUCCAAAAUCAGUUGUGAGAAAGAAAUGAAUGAAAACAUGAGGGCAACCUUGGCUACUAGCAAAAAUGUGUUCCAGCUUAAACUGGAGGAAACUCAGAAACUCCUCGAAGAUCAACAUCUAAGCAAUUUGCAAAAAUUUUGUGAUGAAGUUAAUCAGAUAACCAAUUCUGAAACCCUCUCAAGUAUAGACAGUCUUGAGGCUACAGAGCAUGAAGAAAUAUAUUUAACACUUAAUAAGGAGCAUUCCACAUCCAUCCAGCAGAAUACCAUUUCCCUCAAACCAGCAAAUAUGCAAUCAACUAAUCUCAGCUGCUUUGAUGAAGAUAAACUGGCAUUCUCUAAAACUCAACAUAUAAAUAAUUGGCUUACAAAUUUAGAUGCUUCAAAUACUCAGAAUGUCACAGCUUUCUCAGAUAUUUUAAGUAAAUCUAAUGUUCUGCCUUCAUGGGAAUGUUUUAAUAGUAAAGAACAAAAUCCAUCUCCUUUGAAUGGAACAGUGGAAAGAGCCACAAAUACUGCUAAUAAUUCAGUACCCUUUGUAUCUAGCCCACCCAUGUUUGUACUAGAUAAAAAAUGUGAAAAGCCCUCUGAAACUAGCACUAUGAGGACAACUGACUCCACUUCUGGAGCAUUCAAAAGAGAGAGACCGUUAGUUACUGAGAGCCCAACAUUUAAAUUUAGCAAAUCCCAAAGCACUUCAGAUUCUCUAACCCAGGAAGUGGCUACAUUUCCAGACCAAGAGAAAUAUUCGGAAUUAAAUCAAGAAAAUGGAACUACUUCAAUUCCUACUUCAUGUGUACCAGUGGCAAUGCCUUUAGUUUUGCCAUCUAAUAUACAGUCAGCUAGACCUUCAGCAAAGAACAGUAUACACAUAAAAGAAAUUGAUGCAGUGCAGUGUUCUGAUAAGUUAGAUGAAUUGAAAGAUGGUAAAGAAGAAGAGAUAAAAUAUUUUAAUUGCAAUAAGGAAGAGUUGCCUUUAUUUUCAGACAGUUUUCAAGAUGCCUAUAUACCUCACAAUCCUGAUUCAAAAGAUGAAAAACAAAAAUUAGCUGAAACAUCAUCCUUGUCUAAUGUAACUUCUAAUUAUGACUUUGUUGGCCAGCAUAAGAAAAUGAAAUACGACAUCCAUGAGAGAAAUGGUGUGAGAUUUCUUAAAAGUAUUUUAAAGAAAGAAUCUAAAUAUGAACAUGGUUAUCUUAAGGCAUUAAUUAUAAAUCAGAGCUUUAAGUUUGGAAAUCAAAAAGCAGCAGCUAUCAGAGAUAGUAUUGAAUUAACAAAGGAAAAAGGUGCAGAAAUUCCAAAGACACUUAAAAAACUGAGGUGGUUUGAUGAAACUAGCAAUAUAGAAAACAAUGCUGAAAACAGUCAUUCACUGAAGAAUAAAACAGGAACAACUCAACAGCAUUCUCGACAAUUCCACAUUCAAAGUGGUGCUGGAAGCAACAUAAUUAGUGUUUCUACUUGUGCUGUAAAUUCUGCUGAUACAAAGAAGUCCAGGGAGGAUUCUAUCUCUGAAAAUGUUACGACUUUAGGAGGAUCUGGAGCAGACCAUAUGCCUUUGAACUGUUUUAUACCUUCAGGUUAUAACUUUGCUAAACAUGCCUGGGCAGCCUCAAAAAAAGAAGAAAGUAAAAUCCCUGUACAUGAUGAUUCUAAAACUAAGCAAGGUAAGCCACAAAGAGGUAGAGCAAAAAUAAUUAGAAAACCAGGAUCUGCAAAAGUCCAAUCAGGCUUUAUAUGUACAAACAGAAAAGGCGCUGUCAUUCAACCACAGUCUGCAAGCAAAGUCAACAUAUUUACACAAGCUCAGGGAAAAUUAAUUAUACCUCGUCCUCCUCCUCAAUCUACAUCAAAUAUUAGAAGUGGUAAAAAUAUACAAGUGUCUCAGUGUCAACCAGUAACUCCUGAAAAUCCUCAAAACAUUAUUACACAUAACUCUUUUAAUUCAAAACAUGUGCUUCCAACAGAACACAGUUUGAAUCAGUGGAAUCGGGAAAGUAGUUCUCCACUCUCAAAUGCUUGUUCUGACCUAGUCACUGUGAUACCAUCACUGCCAUCAUAUUGUUCUUCAGAGUGCCAAACUUUCGCAAAAAUAAAUCAUUCAAAUGGCACUCAAGCAGUUGCCCGGCAAGAUGCGACAUUAUAUUGCACCCAAAGAAGUCCUGUUUGUGAAGAAAGUUAUCCGUCUGUGACUCUAAGAACUGCUGAAGAAGAAUCAGUUCCCUUAUGGAAAAGAGGGCCUAAUGUCCUGCAUCAAAAUAAGAGGGCUACAGGGUCUACUGUUAUGAGAAGAAAACGAAUUGUUGAAACUAAGCGGAGAAAUAUUUUAGAGCAGAAAAGACAAAACCCUGGAUCUGUAGGACAGAAGUACAGUGAGCAAAUUAAUAAUUUUGGACAAAGUGUCCUGCUAAGUUCAAGUGAGCCAAAACAAACUACAAGGGGUACUUCUUAUAUUGAAGAAGAUAUUGUUGAAAAUAUCAAAAAGACCUGAAGAUACCCCUGUGGGUAGCAGUGAUAAGAAAAAGAGGAAACAUUUCUGUUUAUCAAUAGCCCAGAAAGUCAAACUUGGAGAAACUACACCAGCAACAUAAGUGUAAAAUGUCAUAUAGAAAAGGAUGGUGUUGGAAUGACCACAAUAUAUGACCUGAAGAAACAGAAGGAUAAACUGUUGAAGUUCUGCUUUGGAAGAGAUGAACAGAAGUUAAUGCAAAACAUAUAAACACUGCAUAGGAUUUCACCCAUGAAGUCGAAGAGUGGAUCCAUCAGCGUCGCAUGAGCACAUGCCACUUAAUGGUAUGCUGAUCAUGAAACAAGCAAAGAUCUAUCAUGAUGAACUAAAAAUUGAAGAGAACUAUGAAUAUUCAACAGGCUGGUUAUAGAAAUUUAAGACACAGCAUUAUUUUUAAAGAUUUGUGGUGAUCAAGCGUCUGCUGAUUACAAAGCAGCAGAGAAAUUCAUUGAAGAGUUUGCCAAGGUCAUCGCUGAUGAAAAUCUGACACCAGAACAAGUAUAUGUUGCUGAUGAACAUCACUGUUUUGGUGUUGUUACUCAAAAAAACAUUGACUAUAGCUGAUGAGACAGCCCCUACAAGAAUUAAGAAUAACAGAAUAACUGCUGGGAUGUGCUAAUGACUCAGUCACGCCCAAGUGUAAAUUUGCUAUGAUAGGCAAAAGCUUGUGUCCUCACUGAUUUCAAGGAGUGAAUUUCUUACCAGUCCAUUAAUGUGCUAACAAAAGGACAUGGAUCACCAGGGACAUCUUUUCUGAUUGGUUUCACAAACAUUUUAUAUCAGGGAAGCUGGAUUGAAUGAUGACUCCAAGAUUUUGUUAUUCUUUGACAACUGUUCUUUUCAUCCUCCAGCUGAAAUUCUCAUCAAAAAUAAUGUUUAUGCCACGUGCUUUCCCCCAAAUAUUACUUCAUUAAUUCAGCUGUGUGACCAGAGUAUCCUUAGGUAGAUGAAGAGUAAAUAUAUAUAAACACUUUCUUGAACAGCAUGCCAGCAACAGUGAACAGAGGUGUGGAUGUAGAAGGUUUUCAAAACGAGUUUAGCAUGAAAGAUGGCAUACAUGCUGUUGCAAACACUUGGAACACAGGGACUAAAGACACAAUUGUGCAUUCCUGGCACAGCCUCUGGCCUGCAACUAUGUUCAGUGAUGAUGAACAAGGUAGUGACUGAAGGAUUCUGUAUGUCAAGUGAGAAAAAAUUAUGUCUGACCUCAUUACGUAAGCAAAAAAUAUACCUUCAGAGUCUAUCAGUAAGCUGGAAGAAGUGGAUAUCAAAGUGGUUAUUAACAUCGAUAAUAAGACUCCAGGUGUUUUCACUGACCAAUGAUGAAAUAGCCAAAAGAGCUCUGAAUUAAGAUGAUUGUGAUAAAAGUGAUGAUAAUGGCAUUGUUAACACUGAAAAAGAAAAAGGUGCCAAUUGACAAUAUGAUGAAAAUGUGUGAUGGGUUUAUUGAACGACUAGAGCAGCGUACACUCAUAACAACAAGAAAUUAUGUCAGUUUAUAAAAUCAAAGAGAGGCUUAUAAGACAAAAAAAAAACAUUGUAAAUGAGGCAAAAGUCUCUGGAAGAAACAUUUUUUAAGGUCAUCUAGCAGAAUAUUUCCUCAUCCCUAGAGGACCCACUUCCUUGUGCCUCAGCUGCUUCUGAUGUUUCUUCUCACCUAAAAAAAUAAAAUACAGUGUACAGUAACCAUUUGGUCAAAAUGUAACAUAAUACGUAAGAUUGGAAGCCUGCCAUUGUUCCUUGUUGCUGUUGUUGAACAGCCGACACAGGUAUUCUGGUGAUGUUACUGUGGUGCUUAGUUGCCCUGAACACAUUAUUUUCUGACAGUAUGAAGAAUACAUCUUAUUUUUUACUGUUAAGUACUUACAUGUGAAUAGGUGUAAGAACAUUAUUGCUUUUCAGUAGAUAUAAAUUUGGAGUCAGGAAUAACAGUGAUGCCAAACAACCACAGAUAAUCCACAUAGGUUGCUGAUACAGUGAUAUCUUUGCUUUCUGAUGGUUCAAUAUACACCAACUUCAUUUCAUGGACAAAAUUAUUUAAAAUAUCAUAUUAAAUUACCUUCAGGUAUGUGUAUAAGGUAUAUAUGAAACAUAAAUGAGUUUCUUUUUUUUUUUUUUAAGCAGAGUCUCACUCUGUCACCUAGGCUGAAGUGCAAUGGUGCAAUCUUGGUUCAUUGCAACCUCCGCCUCUCAAGUUCAAGCAAUUCUCCUGCAUCAGCCUCCCAAGUAGCUGGGAUGACAGGCGUAUGCCACCAUACCUGGGUAAUUUUUGUAUUUUUAGUUGAGACGAGGCUUCACCAUGUUGGCCAGGCUGGUCUUGAACUCCUGACCUCAGGUGAUCCACCCACUUCGGCCUCCCAAAAUGCUGGGAUUACAGGCAUGAGCCACCGCAUCCAGCUGAGUUUCAUGUUUAAACCUAGGUCUCAUCACCAACAUAUCUCAUGUGUAUGCAAAUAUCCAAAAUUCUAAAAAAAUCCAAAACCUGAAACACAUCUAGUCCCAAGCAUUUUGGAUAAGGAAUACUUAACAUUUACAGUAAUGAACAAAAUAUACAAAAGUAUUGCUCUUCAGAAGUGUAAAGUCUAUUAGGGAAGACUGGCUUUAAAUAAACAUGUUUUAGUCUUUU
Molecule: messenger RNA, 6001 nt
Organism: Pan troglodytes (chimpanzee)
Lineage: Eukaryota; Metazoa; Chordata; Mammalia; Primates; Hominidae
Gene: CEP126
Product: centrosomal protein 126
Exons: 9
Coding region: 295-3357 (1020 amino acids)
Biological process (GO): cytoplasmic microtubule organization; non-motile cilium assembly; mitotic spindle organization
Cellular component (GO): ciliary base; midbody; centrosome
Source: RefSeq, a predicted model, not a curated record